Blepharisma stoltei is the source of this 942-nucleotide messenger RNA. NCBI's taxonomy places the organism in Eukaryota, Ciliophora, Heterotrichea, Heterotrichida, Blepharismidae. The record is from the annotation of a GenBank genome assembly.
AUGGCAUUAACAGUUGAAAGGUGCAGUCGGAAAACAAAAUCCCAAGAUUAUUCAUGGAGCUAUGAUGACACAGGAGGAAGUGAAAUAAAAACUGGCCCUUGGACAGCUGAAGAAGAUUUGAUGGUUAUAAAGUUAGUUAAUAAAUACGGACCUCAGAAGUGAAGUCACAUUGCUAAAAGUCUCCCUGGAAGAAUCGGAAAGCAAUGCAGAGAAAGAUGGCAUAACCAUUUGAAUCCAAACAUUAGAAAAGAACAGUGGAGUGAGGACGAAGAAUGGCUUUUAUUUCUCUAUCAUAAGAUGAUGGGGAAUAGAUGAGCCGAGAUCGCAAAAAUUCUGAAAGGAAGAACAGACAAUUCAAUCAAAAACCAUUGAAAUUCAUCUAUGAAAAAACUUAUUCCUGAAUUUACAGCGCGGUAUAAUAACUUGAUAAGAGAUCAUUUAUAUACCGACCCAAAACACAUUUGUUCUACCCAACAAGUAGAAGAAAAAGGAAAAAGAAAAAGAGGAAGAAAGUCGACCAACGACAGUUCAGAUUUUCCUAAAGUUCCUUGCAUGCAGGCACAUAAUCAAAUUUUGUCUAAUGCAAUUGAGGGAUAUCAAAAUUUAGUAUACAGCUAUAUUGAAGAAACUAGAAAGGAAAACUUAUCAAUUACGCCUUUGCCAAAAAAAAGAAGAAAAUUCUUGGAUGUUACUCCUAUGAAUUCUGCUUAUAGCGAUUUAUCUGUGAUAGAAGAUACUGCGCUGAUGUUCACCCCUACAGAGUCGCCGCCAAGAAACCAGAUUUUGUCUCCUUGCUUUAUAAAUGAUAAUUAUGAAAGCACAGCAAAGUUUAGCCAACUGAAAAGUCCAGAAGUAGGGAGAAAUAAGUCUUCUGCUUCUUAUAUUCUUUUUGAAAGUCCAAGCUACAUGCUCAGUUUGACUCCAAGGACAUUUAAUAUUUAA